GUCCUGAAAUGUCCUUUUUCACAUUCUUCACUCGAUGGAUAUGGAUGCUGUCUGGAGAGAGCCUUAUCCUAUUGCUUCUGGAGGCCCCCCUCAAAGGCACUGCCUUGCCUCCAAUACGGUACUCUCACGCUGGGAUAUGUCCAAAUGAUAUGAAUCCCAACCUCUGGGUUGACGCACAGAGCACCUGCAGGAGAGAAUGCGACACUGACCUGGUAAGUGAUGCACUUUUGUUUCUCCUCUUAAGUUUAAAUUUAAUUGCCUUCCUAAAUAUGAUAGCGGCUGGGUGUGUUGCUGCUUUGUUUACUAUAGCAGCGCACAUUAAUUGUUAACAGUCCUUUCAAAACUAAACCAAACCCUGGCCAGCAAGAGAGGGAUGUGUAAGGAGUUCACGUCCUGCAAAAGGCAUAGCCUCGCCUACUUGGUUGCUAGUUCAGAGAUCUGAUUAUCUGUUGGGCUGACAGCUCUCUAAUUCCAGGCCAAUUCCUGUGAAAGCUGAAGAUGGAAAUCAGUCCCGUUCUGUGGCAAAGUUAAUCGUGUGAAGACACAUGCUGAGCAAUGCACACACGAACAGACCCGGCCCCGCAGCAGGGAUCCGUUUUUGACAAUCACAACAGUGUCAAAAGCCAAUCUGUGCCAAGGCAGCACAUACCACAGGGCUUGCUGCAGGACUUUUCCCUUUGGCUGCCGUUCACUGUGUGUCCGUAUUCAUUGUGUCUUGCCUCGACAGGGGCAUUUCAAGAAUACUAGACACACACACACACACACACACGGGACUCCAUGGUAAUGCAUACAACAACCAUGCCAAUCCCACCUAUUUUUGAAGCCCACUUGCUUCUAAAGGCAGGACUUUAAAUUGCCUCCAUAGGCACGGCAUGGCCCUGACAGCACCUAUUUUAAAGCCCAGCAGUGGCAGAAGAAAUGACUCAGUAAAAAUGACAGCUUGGGCAGGACCUCCUGCAUAGCACUUCCAGAUCCAAAUGCAACUUGAGCUGGCAAGUAAGAAAAGGCUGCUCAUCCAGCGGCCAGCGCUGCCAGCUCAUUGUGGCAUCCAGGCACCCACCUGUGCUCUUUCUGCAUCACGUACCUGCCUGGAAUAAUAAGAGUGCAAUUGCCAUCACUGAGUUUGUGGUCUCUGUCAAAUGCCGCUCUGAAAAGAAUCCUUGCAGGAUGCUGUGAAGUUUGUAGUGUACCAAGAGCAGCGAAAGCUUUCUUGGCACUCACAUGCCAAAGAGGUAUUGUUGCAGUGCAGUCACCUUUGUGACCUAGUAAAAGCAGCACUCCUGAAUAAAGGAUACAUUUCAAUUUGUGGAUGCUCGCUUUUCGAAAGAGUGACUGAGCAACCUUUCCCCUCUUCCUUUUUGUUUUUGGUAAAGUAAAAACACGCUACAGCAUGAUGUGGCUCAGUUGGUUAUAGCAUGGUGCUGAUAACGCCAAGGUUGCAGGUUUGAUCCUCGUAUGGGACAGCUGCAUAUUCCUGCAUUGCAGGGGGUUGGACCAGGUGACUCUAUGACUCUACAGUGGUACCUCGGGUUACAUACGCUUCAGGUUACAGACUCCGCUAACCCAGAAAUAGUGCUUCAGGUUAAGAACUUUGCUUCAGGAUGAGAACAGAAAUCAUGCUCCAGCGGCGCGGCAGCAGCAGGAGGCCCCAUUGGUUAAAGUGGUGCUUCAGGUUAAGAACAGUUUCAGGUUAAGUACGGACCUCCGGAACAAAUUAAGUACUUAAUGUGAGGUACCACUGUAUAUGCACCUUAGUUGCCUUUUUCCCCCCAAGGCGGAAAGUAACAUGGCAGUUCUCAUACAGCUUCUGUCAAACAGAUACAUUCACUCCAGUGGCACUGAUGCAAGAAGAAACACAUUGCAGAAACUCCUAAAUCAUUUGGAAGUUUAACAGACCCCCAAGAGUCACUGAAUUUCCAUGCUAUUCAUGUUUCCAGAGUAUCUGGUUACAAAGGACAGUUCUGGUGACAAGCAGUGUCUCCCAUCCCAGAUUCCAAGCUGAGAACCUGAGAGGAGAUAUGACUGAAAUGCUUUAGAACACAAAAAAUAUUCUGCUGAUUAAAUUGUACCACUUACGAAAUCAAGAGGUUGUGGUUACGAUCAAAGUAGAUUACCAGGCCAAUUUCUUCAUUGAUUCUUAAGCGAUUGCUUGGAAUAGGAAGAUUUUUAGGGUACAGAUGAAGCAGCGUGAGAUUCAAGAGCUGUACCCAAGAAUCACCUGUGCUUGAUGAGGGCCCUGUCAUGCAAUGCGCCUCUCAAAUCACGCAGUCAGCUAAAUGUCUAACUAAGGCGUAUCCUACUUUCCAUCAGCUACCCACAAGACACAAGGAAAACAAUUGUCAAUGAUUCUCCCGAAGGCUUUGCAAAGUGUUUCAAAGAGUUUACUGGCCCCAAACUAAAUAAUCAAAAACCUCCUCACUAUAAAUAAAUUUGAAUGUGCCAUCUGCAGACUUCCAUAUAGACCCUGUCCCUCAGCCCAAUUAAAACACUGUCAAUAUAUUACAUGGUGCACAUGCACAAGCCACUUUUCAUACUACCUGAAGUUCCAGUGGAAUUUAGAGAGCUGGGGCAUAAACCCAGCCCCCAAAACAAUAUGCAAUUCCAGUUAAAAGAAAGAAACAGAAAGAUUGCAAUGGAUUUGUGUGCCGCCACUGAAUUCAAUGGGAUUCAUUUGUGCCUUUCUUGUGCACAAUGGGACAGUCUGCCUUGGGGUCUCUUCCAAAUCCACAAUUCUAUGAACAUUCUAAGCACCAAUAUUCUGCAUCAGUUGUAGUUCUUGAACGCUCUUCAAAGGCAGCCCACCUACAGAAUCACAGAGCUGGAAGGCCGUAUGGACAUCCUGUAGUCCAACUUAAUGCUCAGUGCAGAAGUUACAAUACAGGAUGCAUCUAAAGCAUCCCUGAGAGAUAACCAUGCAACCUUUUUUCCUUUUCUUUUUAAUGAUAAUAAUAAACACUCCAGAGGCAGACUGUCCCACUGUCAAGAACAGGCUGAACUCUUAUUGCCAAAUUGGCUUUUCUAUUGGCCAAAGCCCCGAAGCCUCUCCGUCUUGUCUCAGCUCUUUAGCUCUCUUGCAGCUCAUCACAAUCCCAUAAACAGAUUGCAGAUUUCCAUUGCUUCCCUGGCAUCAGAUGGAAAGGAGAGAGAGGGCGCAGUGUCAUCCUCAUAUUUAACUCCAAAUCCCUGGAUGAUUCCAGCUGCCAUGCUAAACAGCAUGGAGGCGACAAGGGGAAAGCUGUGCCUUCCUGUAAGCCAGGGGUGUGGCUCUGCUUUUCACCACCCUUGAGUGUUUUUACCAGGCUAAAAUGCAUAAUGCUUCUUGUUACUAAUGACAUUUCCCAAAAAAUUAAAUGUCAGGUGCUGAAGAGAGGGGAUGGGCUGAUAGUCAUUUGCCCUGCAGCAUAUGGGGAGGUCUAAGUCAUCCCUCUUUGCUGUGGUCUCAGUAAAAUUCAUCCCCCACCCCGAAAUGGCAAUUGACAUUUGAGCAGGAACCUCCCAAUUUACGGCUCUGAGGACAAACUCUCCACACUUAACACCCUAUCAGAUGAGCCUAAACCCAACAAUAUAACUGACUGAUAAUCUCAAUCGGUUCAGGACCUUUCUAUUCUCCAACAGGAGCCUUGGAGCUAGAACAAUAAGAGGCCACUCACGGAUGUUCAUGAAUGACAGGCCAGAAAGCUGUCAUGACUCAGCCAGAGUGGAACAUAUGUGGUUGGCUUGCAGGAAGUUCUGGAAACAUCCCCUCAAGAAGCAAACCACUUUGUUCAAGUGGCUAAAGCAACCCUCGAUCUAGAUUACAUCAUGAAAAGAAGGUUUGAGGAAUAACUAGGGCUUACAAGGCCAUAGCUCUGUGUAGGUCCUGUAGGACAAAGAAGAAUUUUUGUAAGAUGCACUCAGGCCAUGAUCCUUUGCAUGGGAGUAAAUCCCUCUGUUCACAACAAGACUCAAAGUGAGACAUGCAAAGGGUUGCGCCGGUGUGAAGAAGUGAGCAAUGCCAAGAUGGAAGUGGGAGUGCAAGAAGAGACACCACAACAGAAUCCCCACUCCAGAUGGCCUAGUGAAAAAUAAUUCCUCAAUCCCUGGUGACAGCUAUAAGUAGUCCCAGAACAUAGAAGUACAGCCACUGGGAUUUCCCAAGAGAUUUUUUUAAAAAAACAGCACAAGCCUAUCUAUGUUUACUCUAAAGUAAGUUCUACUAGGAGGGUUAGAAACUUACUUUAUAAAUAGUUAAGAGUCUGGGGGCCCUGCUGGCUGUGGGCUGAGAUUCUGGGGAACGUGAUAUUUUGAAAUAUCAAAAUAUCCUUUCAAAAUGCCUAAUAUUAGGUGUUCCUAAUACUCUACAAAUUUGACAUCUCUCUUAAGAAGCAGUAUAAUCUACUUGGGGAUUCCGAUUAAUUUACAAAGAUUUUGUCACCAUGGUCUUAUUUUUUCUUUGUCUUAGGAAUGCGAGACCUUUGAGAAGUGCUGCCCUAAUGUCUGCGGAACAAGGAGCUGCGUUGCAGCUCGGUACAUGGAUGUGAGAGGGAAGAAAGGACCUGUUGGGAUGCCAAAAGAGGCAACGUGUGACCGUUUCAUGUGCAUUCAGCAAGGUUCAGAGUGCGACAUCUGGGAUGGGCAGCCUGUUUGCAAAUGCAAAGACAGGUGUGAAAAAGAGCCGAGUUUUACUUGCGCAUCUGAUGGCCUCACCUAUUACAACAAAUGCUACAUGGAUGCAGAAGCAUGUACCAAAAGCAUUACACUCAACGUGGUGACUUGUCGCUACCACCUUACAUGGCCAAACACCAGCCCUAUCCCGCCGGAGACCACAGCUCGCCCCACUACUGCCUACUUAGAGACAACCAUCACUGACAUCCUUCCACCUGUACUAGUCAACAACCCAGCCCAUCAGUCUGUCUACGUAGGUGAGACUGUUAGCUUUCUUUGCGAUGUCACUGGACGACCCAAGCCAGAAAUCACUUGGGAGAAGCAGACCGAGAGUAAUGAGAAAAUCAUCAUGAGGCCCAACCACGUCCGAGGGAACAUCGUGGUCACAAACAUUGCUCAGCUGGUCAUCUACAACACCCAACUACAAGAUGCAGGCAUGUACACUUGCACUGCCAAAAACCUUGGUGGGAUUCUCAAGGCAGAUUUCCCACUGUCGGUCCUCAAAGGAGAAGCUACGUCAAUGGAAGAAGCCCAGAACAAAACCCACUUUCCAACGGACGAGUGUCUGAAGCAGCCGGACAGUGAAGACUGCGGGGAGGAGCAAACCCGAUGGUACUACGACGCCAAGAAAAACAACUGCUUCACUUUCAUCUACGGAAACUGCAACAGCAACCUGAACCACUUUGAGACCUAUGAAAACUGCAUGCUGACUUGCAUGAAUGGGCCGAUCAACAUCUGCAACUUGCCAGCCCUCCAAGGCCUCUGCAAAGCCUACGAGCCCCGGUGGGCGUACAACAGCUUGACGAAACAAUGCCAGUCUUUCAUAUACGGAGGCUGCGGAGGCAACGAGAAUAACUUUGAGAGCAGAGAGGCCUGCGAAGAGAUGUGCCCUUUCCCUAGGAACAUGCACUGCAAAGCCUGCAAGGCUUGCAAACCGCGCCAAAAGCUGGUGACGAGUUUCUGCAAAAGCGAUUUUGUUAUUCUUGGCCGCGUCACCGAACUGACGGAGGACCAGGACUCGGGACACGCGCUGGUGACCGUGGAGGAGAUUUUAAAGGACGAGAAAAUGGGGCUGAAAUUCUUGGGGAGGGAGCCUCUGGAAAUCACCCUUUUAAACAUGAACUGGAGCUGCCCGUGCCCCAACAUAACUGCAGCGGGUGGUCAGCUCAUCAUCAUGGGCGACGUCCACAACGGAAUGGCUGUUUUGCAGCCAGACAGCUUUGUGGGGGCCUCCAGCAUCCGGCGCGUUCGGAAGCUUCGUGAGGUCAUCCACAAGAAAACCUGUGAGCUAUUAAAAGAGUUCUCAGGACUGCACUAAUAUCCUGCUUGUAUCUUGUCAGCUUUCCAGAUUCCUGUAUUAUAUAGUGCUAACAAAAAAGGUAGGCUAGCCUGGAAACUUUUUUUUUUUAAAGAAAAUAUCUCUGCUGAUUGAUGUUAUGUAUUACACAGAAGCUGUAUAUUAAUUCAUUAAUCAUGUGUAGUAAUGAGGCAGUAGCCUUUUGGAGGGGAGGCAAGCACUUAAAAUAGCAGCAAACCGCUAUUAGCAGAUUUGAAAAUGUAUCUGCCUGGAAACGACCCCAGCAAUUAUCGCACAAUACCAACGCAGCUUUAACCGCGAAAGACCAAAUCUGUAGCAUUCUGUUUGGUUCAGACCUAAAUCAACCUAACGAUCAUUGUUCUCGUUUGGAGUACGGAG
This is a messenger RNA of Podarcis lilfordi (Lilford's wall lizard), 6340 nucleotides long. The record is from the annotation of a GenBank genome assembly. NCBI's taxonomy places the organism in Eukaryota, Metazoa, Chordata, Lepidosauria, Squamata, Lacertidae.